This is a messenger RNA of Athene cunicularia (burrowing owl), 3142 nucleotides long. It is a transcript of the gene EFHB, whose product is annotated as EF-hand domain family member B. Gene Ontology annotation, molecular function: calcium ion binding. The record is from RefSeq and is a predicted model, not a curated record. Lineage: Eukaryota; Metazoa; Chordata; Aves; Strigiformes; Strigidae.
AUGGCGGAGCAGCCGCGGCCCGCCUACGAGGGGAAGUUCACUGGCAGGUUCCCCGAGCUGUCGGCCGCUGGAAAGUUGCUUCCCCCUGGCGAUACAGCUGCAAGUUGCCUGACUGAGGUUUCACUCAGGGUGAGUAUACCAGCUGGAGAGAUUAUAAAUCCACCAAAAACUUCCGAGGAAGUGGAUAAAGAAGCCAAAGAAGGACAUGAUCUAGAUUAUUAUGUGGGGGAAGCAAUAAGUAGGAAGUAUGACUCAUCAAACUUCAGCAAGUCUUUUGUUUAUGGAGUAGAAACCCCUCAUUUUGAAGAUGGGCGAAGCAUAUCCAAAUCCUUAAAUUGGCUCUGGGAUCUGCAAUCGAAGAGAGCAGCAAAAAUCAUAUCAAAAUGAAGUGAUGAUUUCAAAGAAAAGUUUCAGCCUCAGCUUGGAAAAGUCCUUGAUCCUACAGCAGAAACUAUGAAUGUUCCCCAAGGCCAUACAUUUGGAAUGUUACUCCAUCAAGAUUAAUAUGGAAUUGGUGAUCUUUUUCAGUGCCGUGUUGCCUGUGAGUUCCUCCAUGUUAAAGAAGAGAGAGCUGUCUUGACGGCAGUUCAGCAAAGUUUGAAGAAAGCUAACUAUGAGAAUUUUGACAUAUUACAAGAAGCAUUCAGGCAGUAUGAUAAGAAUGGUGACGGAAUGAUAGACAAGGACAACCUAUGAAAGUCCUGUAUUCAGCUUAAUCUGAAUCUAGAUGAUGAGCUCCUGGAUUCCUUAUUUGACUGUUGUGGUUUGGAUAAAGAUGAUCUGAUUAAUUAUCUGGAGUUUACAAACUUUCUGAACUGGAAAGACAAAAUGGCUGUUAAAGAGUUUGAAGAAAAAAUAAUUAUAAAAGGGAAAAACCUAGAUGUUCCUCUUCUGCCCAAAGACACAAAGAUAAAUGAUGAGCCACUGCUGAAUCAGGAAGAUAUUCUAUUAAAAGAACUGGGAAACUCAGAAAAGACAUCAUAAACGCUUACAAGAUCAACAGAUCAUGUAUUUGCAAAUUUUAAUCAAACAACUUCUCAGUACAAUGCUGUAGUAGGUGGUCUCCCAACAACGUGUUAUCCAAUGUGUGGUGUUCCAACUAUUCGUUCAGAUAUUCCUGCUUCUCGAAUUUGCCACAUCAGUGACAAAUCUAACUAUGGUGAUGAGGCCCGUGCUUGUGCAGUAUUGUUCCCUUCUGUCUUCAGUCAAAAGGGAGAGUAUGAAAGAGACUUUUUAAAAACAAGACCAAAGACAGAGAUUGCACAAAUUCUCCACAACAUUGGCAUGAACAUUUCAGAUGAAGGGUUUGAAGAGAUAUGGAAGCAAGCCUAUAUGAAACAUCACAAAGAAGUUUGUGCAGAAAGCAUCAGAAAUAUACUGGACAAGAUACACGGAUCAUACACAAAAAGCAGUUGCUAAUUCUAGUCUUUGGGCAUUGCAUUUAUUUAAAUUGACAAUAGUCAUAAUUCUGAUGCUGAAUAAAAUAAACAUUUUCAAUAACAUGUCUACAGAACUGGAAUUCACUCUUUAUUGUGUUUCUGAAUAGUGGGUUCACCACAUAUAUAUAAAUGUUACUGCUAUCACUGCAGUUAGUAGGAACUGAUAUCCAUAGGAAUGAGAGGAUACAGCAUAUUUGUAAAUGGAAUGCAAAUAUUUAUCUUACAUUCAUUAUCUUUUUUACAGUGUUUCUAAGUUGAAAUAAUAAUACUUUUGAGCAUGGACACAUUUUGCAUAUUUGGAUUUUUUUUUCUCUUAUAAACAGAAGGUCACUUUUGAAAAUACUUAAGAUAAAAGUUUCAGAUAUGCAAGACAUCUUAAUUAUCAUAGAAUGGCAUCUUGCCUUGCUUCUAAUGUUCCAUAAUUUCUUGCCAACAAAAUGGUAGCUCAAAAAGAUCUGGUUGUGGUAAGGUAUUUGACAUGUUUAAAAAUUCAUGUGAGAAAGUACUUUACAGUAAGAUAUUAAGGAAACUACGUAGUCACCAGUGUGGGAUUUUACAUAUUGUUAUGAAAUAGACUCUCUACGAAGCAAUUGGAUUAAGAAGUGCAAAAAUAAAUGGCCAGUUGUGUGGCUGAGGGCUUAUAUUCUUUAUGCAAGCUUAUGGCUAUUAGGUAAUAUUAAUCUUUCACAAACAAGAAAAAAGAAUGGACAUUUAGAGGUGUAAGUGCCCAUGACAUAAAAACACAGGCUAGGUAGUCAGAAAAGUUUUAGAGGGCUUUCAGAGAGCUAAGCAUUAACUGUGACCAAUGCAAUUUCUUGGGAAGAGGCAUCUUCAUAAAUGACAAACAGUUGAGGAUCAUUAUGGAAAUGCCAAGAGAUAUAGAUGAAGUCUGGUGAGAAUAAACAAUAGAAAGUAAGUAAUACUAAAAUCUGCAACUGUGAAUCGGAAUGUUCACUCUUCACCUACAGUACUGAGCUUGGUAUAAAACAAAUGGAAAUUGUUCAGUAUUGACAGUGAGAAUGAUUACUUGUAGACUUUUUCAAAUUAAUUGAAAUAUCCUUGCACAAUGUAAUCUUAACAUAUGGGAUUGCAGGAAGGAUACCACUUUGUCACCUAUUGGUACUUUAAAUACCUUCGUGAGACUUGGAGGAUGUCAGCCAAAAGUUUUGCUGAGUGCUGUAAUGUAAGUAAAGGUUCUAUAUAUCUUAAAUACGAGGAAUGCACGUGUGAUGCCAGCUUAAAAUUUUAUUGUAACACCUUACUCAAGUGAUAGUUAAGAUUUCUCUUUUGACAGCGUUCUUGGAGCUUGUAAUUUACUAACUUGGUAUGCGAGAUCCACAAGUCAGGCCCUUUUGUACAUUAGUAUUGUAGCAUUACUAGUAGCUGUCUUAUGUCAAGUAAAAAAAAUUUGCUUUCUGGUAUCUCCAGGGAGCAGGUGGUGGAAAUGCUUGAUGAAGGCAGGUGCUUUCCUGCUCUGAAUGAAAGUUCUUGUGUGCUGUUGUUGCCUUGCCUUCCCAUACUGCUGGAAAUCUGUGCAUGCACUGGGAAGUGUGCAGGAAGCAGACUGUGACUGGCCUAAGUGAAAUGACAGCAAGAUUAAUGUACUGCUAAUUUCAAGUGAGUAUGUUAUGUCAGGAUUUCGUUACCUCCAGUAAUUCUCUAAAGCUCCUCUUCUGCUCAUAUAAGGUGGAAGGGAAGAAUCC